This is a messenger RNA of Effrenium voratum, 381 nucleotides long. The record is from the annotation of a GenBank genome assembly. Lineage: Eukaryota; Dinophyceae; Suessiales; Symbiodiniaceae.
AUGGGUGCCUUCAUGAACCAGAUGCUGGCCCACAUGUUCUCGCCGGACACCGACCUCACGGUAGAGUGGGCCCAGCAGGCCUUCUGCGAAGCGAGGCUUGCGCUCACCUACCAAUAUGAGUACCAGCAGCGCCAGGGCGCGCUCUCCGCGCUGGCGUGCGCCGCACCUGCGGCACCCCGACCGCUGCGGCUCUAUGCGCGGGGGAUGGCAGGCCCGAGGCUAUUCCUGCAAGCUACAGGUUGGCCCAUUCUCCUGGCAUCCUCCAUACUUCUGACUGCUGUGGUGAUGCUGACGCUGGCGCGGCGACCGCGGGAGGCGGAGCUCGGCUCGGAGCUCGAGAGGCUCUCUGAGCCCAUCGAGCGCCAAGGCCUUUGCGACUGA